AUGGAUAGACAUGGGUUGGUUCGAAGAGUUGUGGGUGACCUUUCCUUCAUGGACUCGUCACUCUUCGCGAAGAUGUUAGACUCGUGCGUUAGGUACAGGUCUGGUUUUGAGGUUCGUCGCGUCCAUGCUCGAAUUAUUAAGACUCAGUUUUCAUCUGAAGUCUUUAUUCAGAACAGGCUUGUUGAUGUUUAUGGGAAAUGUGGUUGUUUGGAGGAUGCACGCAAGCUGUUUGAUCGUAUGCCGCAGAGGAACACUUUCAGUUGGAACGCGAUAUUAGGCGUGUUGGUGAAGUGUGGGGACCUUGAUGAGGCUCUGGACGUCUUUAAGUGUAUGCCUGAGCCUGACCAGUGCUCGUGGAAUGCUAUGGUGUCAGGUUUUGCCCAAAAUGAUCGCUUUGCGGAAGCUUUGAAAUUUUUUGCUGGUAUGCACCGUGAGGGUUUUAUGCUCAAUGAGUAUUCGUUUGGCAGUGCUCUUAGUGCUUGUGCAGGGUUGACAGAUUUGAAUAUGGGAGUUCAAGUCCAUGCUUUGACAUCAAAGUCUCGUUACUUGUCUGAUGUUCACAUCGGUUCUGCUCUUGUUGAUAUGUACUCCAAGUGUGGGGCGGUGGCUUCUGCUCAAAGGGCUUUUGAUGGCAUGGGAGUGAGGAACAGAGUUUCUUGGAACAGUUUGAUUACGUGCUAUGAGCAAAAUGGUCCUGCAGGAGAAGCUCUAGAGGUUUUUGUGAGGAUGAUGAAUAGCGGGGUUGAACCUGAUGAGGUUACUCUUGCCAGUGUGGUCAGUGCUUGCGCAAGCUUGUCAGCAAUUAGGGAAGGUACACAAAUUCAUGCUCAUGUUAUGAAAUGGGAUAAAUUUCGGAAGGACCUUGUGUUAGGAAAUGCUUUGGUUGAUAUGUAUGCAAAAUGCAGUAGAGUUAAUGAAGCUAGAUUGGUUUUUGAUAGGAUGCCAAUUAGGGAUGUGGUGUCUGAAACCUCCAUGGUUAGCGGAUAUGCAAGGGCUGCAAGUGUGAAAGAUGCGAGAUUGAUGUUUUCAAAUAUGAUGGAGAGGAAUGUGGUGUCAUGGAAUGCGCUUAUCGCAGGUUAUAUACAUCAUGGGGAGAAUGAAGAGGCAGUUAGGCUUUUCCUCCUCCUAAAAAGGGAAUCUGUCUGGCCAACCCAUUACACCUUUGGCAAUCUCCUCACCGUAUGCGCAAAUCUCGCUCAUCUGAAGCUCGGUAAACAGGCUCAUGCUCACAUUUUGAAGCACGGGUUUUGGUUCAAGUCUGGAGAAGAAUCAGAUAUUUUUGUGGGGAAUUCUCUCAUUAACAUGUACAUGAAGUGUGGAAUGGUUGAAGAAGGAUGCUUGGUUUUUGAGCACAUGGUAGAGAGGGAUAAUGUCUCAUGGAAUGCCAUGAUAAUGGGAUAUGCACAAAAUGGUUAUGGUACAGAGGCCAUUGAAAUUUUCAAGAAAAUGCUGGUAUCUGGAGAAAAGCCAGACCGUGUUACUAUGAUCGAAGUUCUAUCUGCGUGUAACCAUGCCGGACUCGUUGAAGAAGGACGACAUUACUUCCAUUCAAUGAGUGUUGAUCAUGGUUUAGUACCAAUGAAGGACCACUAUAGCUGCAUGGUUGAUUUACUUGGUCGUGCGGGUUGCCUUGACGAAGCAAACAGUUUGAUACAGGCAAUGCCAAUGGAGCCUGAUGCUGUUGUCUGGGGAUCUUUACUUGCUGCUUGUAAGGUUCAUGGGAACAUUACAUUAGGGCAGUAUGUGGCGGAAAAGCUCUUAGAGAUUGAUCCAUCAAACUCAGGACCUUAUGUUCUUCUUUCAAAUAUGUAUGCUGAGCUUGGUAGAUGGAAAGAUGUGGCUAUAGUCCGAAAACAAAUGAGGCAACUGGGAGUGAUUAAGCAACCUGGUUGUAGUUGGAUUGAAGUUCAGAGUCAUGUGCAUGUUUUCAUGGUGAAAGAUAAAAGGCAUCCUCUUAAGAAAGAUAUCUAUUCAAUUUUGAAAAUUCUCACAGAACAGAUGAAGCGAGCUGGCUAUGUGCCGGGAGUUGAGGAUGAUGAGAUUUGUGAGGAGGAGGAAAGCGACUCUGAACUUAGCUUGCAUUGUGAAAGGGAAAUGGCUGUAGAUGCUGCAGUUGGAUAAAAUAAAAUUCUUUUGGCUAAUAGCUUUGGGUAUCCUACAAAGAAAGUUGAAAGAUCUGAUAUCAAACUUUCUUUUCUUAGAAUCCAGUGGAGGCUAGAUAUUUGAGGUAAGGGUUCCUCCAAAAAAACUUAGUUUGUUUAUGCUGAAUCAUUGACUUGUCCCUGGAACAUAGUUGUUAAUGAGCAAGAUUUUGCCUUAGCUUUGCUCUAAACAUCAUGGUUUCUUCAACAGUAAGUACAGGAAACAAGGUAUCUUUUGUAUAACAUACCCUGAAAUCUUCCUGAACUGAGCUUUAUCUACAUGCUCCUGGUUCACCGUGGUCCAAGAUAGACCCACUUUUUGCACUACCUCUACCAGCUAGAAUCUCAAGCAGGGAUGAUUUUCCAGCUCCAUUUGGCCCAACAAUCGCCAGAAUUUUCCACAGCUUGGCCAUGCUAUACACAUCCUUGAGGACAUGCCUAACUCCACUGCCAGGGAUGUACCGAGGUUAGAGCAAAAUGGGGUGAUCGCCCCUAAGAGAUAUUUUUUCUUAAUAUAAUAGUAUUCAAAUGUUAUAUUUCUGUCUCCCCUAUAAUAUUUAAUAUUGCCUCAUUCAAUUAGUCUAUUGAUUUUACUUUAUGUAUUAAAUUUCCGGUCCUCUUACCAAUUUUUUUCUGGUUUCGUCUCUGUUCUCUGCACGAUCUUUGUUCAGCUUUUGUUUCAUCUCCUGGUUCCUGAACAUCUUCUACACUAAGCAGUUUUUGGUUGUA
Molecule: messenger RNA, 2870 nt
Organism: Lotus japonicus
Lineage: Eukaryota; Viridiplantae; Streptophyta; Magnoliopsida; Fabales; Fabaceae
Product: pentatricopeptide repeat-containing protein At2g13600
Exons: 1
Coding region: 1-2121 (706 amino acids)
Biological process (GO): RNA modification
Molecular function (GO): protein binding; RNA binding
Source: RefSeq, a predicted model, not a curated record